CUUCGCAUCAAAACUUGGAAAUAUCCAGCCUUAUUUCCAAAACAUUCAACAAUCACACCGCCCAUCAUGUCGGAAGAAAGAGAAAUCGAACAGGCGCAAUCUACAGAGGUGGCCGCCCCGGCACCCAAGAAAGUCAAGAAGAUCAUCCGAAAGAAGCGGCCGGCGCGACCUCAAGUCGACUCGUCCUUCAUAACCUCCGAACCGCCACCACAGACCGGAACCAUCUUCAACAUCUGGUACAACAAAUGGUCGGGCGGCGACCGCGAAGACAAGUAUCUAUCGAAAACCCACGCGAAGGGACGAUGCAAUGUGGCCAAAGACAGCGGGUACACGCGAGCGGAUAAGGUGACGGGGUCGUACUUCUGUCUGUUCUUCGCGCGCGGCAUCUGUCCCAAGGGCCAAGACUGCGAGUACCUGCACCGACUUCCGGGCAUCCAUGACCUGUUCAACCCGAACGUCGACUGCUUCGGCCGCGACCGACACUCAGAUUAUCGGGACGACAUGGGCGGUGUCGGCAGCUUCAUGCGCCAGAACCGGACCGUCUACGUCGGCCGCAUCCACGUCACCGACGACAUCGAGGAGAUCGUCGCCCGCCACUUUGCCGAGUGGGGCCAGGUCGAACGAAUACGCGUGCUGAACACCCGAGGCGUCGCCUUUAUCACCUACACCAACGAGGCGAACGCGCAGUUCGCCAAAGAGGCUAUGGCCCAUCAAUCUCUAGAUCACGAAGAAGUUCUUAACGUAAGAUGGGCGACGGUGGAUCCGAAUCCGAUGGCACAGGCACGCGAGGCAAGGCGUAUUGAAGAGCAGGCCGCGGAGGCCAUCAGGAGGGCGUUACCAGAAGAAUUCGUAGCGGAGAUCGAGGGCCGGGACCCAGAGGCAAGGAAACGGAGGAAGAUCGAGAGUAGCUUUGGCUUGGAGGGAUACGAAGCCCCGGAUGAUAUCUACUUCGCCCGCGGCGCGCAAGCAGUCAAUCCGGCGGGUAGAAGGGGUUACGAAUUAGAGCACGAGCAACGACUAAUGCUUGAAAAUGGCGACGGAACUACCUCUGCCCUCGCAGCAAUUGAGGCACCACAACAACAGAACGCAGAACAAGCAGGAGGAAUCUUUUCAAGCAGUGCAUUAGCAGCGUUGAAGACUGCGAAGGUCUCAGCAGCCCCUAAAGUACAGGUGGCAUCAUCAGGACCGUUAGUUGCGUACGGUAGUGAUAGCGAGGACGAUGAAUAGGCGUUUGGACAUUACGGAAUCACGAUGUAUCCUAAAGACAUCGAAUAAUGAAUUGUACAUACAUAUAAGCCCACGCGCAUCCCAUCCCAUAGAUACCAAUGCUCAGCG
Annulohypoxylon maeteangense is the source of this 1335-nucleotide messenger RNA. RefSeq lists its product as uncharacterized. Gene Ontology annotation, molecular function: pre-mRNA binding; U6 snRNA binding; metal ion binding. Gene Ontology annotation, cellular component: Prp19 complex; U2-type catalytic step 1 spliceosome; U2-type catalytic step 2 spliceosome. The record is from RefSeq and is a predicted model, not a curated record. NCBI's taxonomy places the organism in Eukaryota, Fungi, Ascomycota, Sordariomycetes, Xylariales, Hypoxylaceae. The coding region runs from base 67 to 1227 and encodes 386 amino acids. The transcript has a single exon.